AGCCCAUCAGCCUUAUGAUCUGCCCUGCAAGCCAUGACUCUGAGCUCUGAGAUGUCCGAUGCCUCUGCCUUGGCUGAUGAGACCGACAUUGAUGUGGUCGGAGAGGGGGAGGAUGAGGAGCCCAGGGGGUGCCACUAUACUGAGGAGGAGGAUGAGGAGGUGGUGGUGGCAGAGGACAUUUUGAUGCCAAUGUCCCCUCAGUGCUCAUCAACCAAAGACUCGUACAAGCCUGCCAGCAAGAACACCCUGGUGAAGCCCCCCUACUCUUACAUUGCCUUAAUCACCAUGGCCAUCCUGCAGAGCCCCAAGAAGAGGCUGACCCUCAGCGAGAUCUGCGAGUUCAUCAGCCAGCGAUUCCCUUACUACCGCGAGAAGUUCCCCGCCUGGCAGAACUCCAUCCGACACAACCUCUCACUCAACGACUGCUUCGUCAAGAUCCCCCGGGAGCCUGGCAACCCGGGCAAGGGCAACUACUGGACACUGGACCCCGAAUCGGCCGACAUGUUCGACAACGGCAGCUUUCUCCGUAGGAGGAAGCGCUUCAAGAGGCAGCAGACCCCGGAGCUGCUGCUCAGGGACCCCGGCCAUUUCCUCCCCGCUGCUGCCUACGGCUACGGACCUUACAGCUGUGGCUACGGAAUCCAGCUGCAGCCCUUCCACCCUCACUCGGCCCUGAUCGCCUUCCAGUCCCAGCACAGACAGCCAGCCAGUGCCCCUGCCAUGGCAGCCUCAUCCCUCCUAGCAGCUGACCUGCCCAGGACCUGUACCUUUUACCCCCAGCAGCUGAACCCAGCACUUCCAGGCACCCUGCACACUGCCAAGAGCAGCAGCCGGUCCACCUUCUCCAUCGACAGCAUCAUAGGUGGGGACAUCAGCCCUGUACAGUGCAGCCCUUCCAAAGCCUCUGGGGUCCCUGUCAUCUCUAGGGCCCUGGUGACUUUCUCAGGCUCCCCUGCUGCUGCUGCCUUAGGUGGGGCCCUGCAGCCUGGAACAGUGCUUACCAAUGGGGAACCCUAUGCCACUAGGAUCUUAAACUCUUAAUCAAAAUCAGGCCUUUACCGAGAAGGUAGGAUGCUUUCUA
Molecule: messenger RNA, 1081 nt
Organism: Nanorana parkeri
Lineage: Eukaryota; Metazoa; Chordata; Amphibia; Anura; Dicroglossidae
Gene: FOXD1
Product: forkhead box D1
Exons: 1
Coding region: 34-1041 (335 amino acids)
Biological process (GO): cell differentiation; regulation of transcription by RNA polymerase II; anatomical structure morphogenesis
Molecular function (GO): RNA polymerase II cis-regulatory region sequence-specific DNA binding; DNA-binding transcription factor activity, RNA polymerase II-specific
Source: RefSeq, a predicted model, not a curated record